AUGCCUGAUCUAGCCGGCCUCCAUGAUGUCACCUCUCCCUGCGUGAUGAUUGGCGGCAACGGAUCUGGAGAGCUCCACCCAGUCUCUUCUCCAGCGACGGAGACCGAAGAUAGAAGAUCCAAGGUGUGCUUCCAUGUCUUGACGGACGGUGUCGAGCCAAGUCUUCCGUUGCCCUCCUUGCUUCUCUGUCUUGACGGACAGUGUCGAGCCAGGUCUUCAGUUGCUCUCCUCUUCGACGCUUCCAGGUGA
Molecule: messenger RNA, 249 nt
Organism: Dibothriocephalus latus
Lineage: Eukaryota; Metazoa; Platyhelminthes; Cestoda; Diphyllobothriidea; Diphyllobothriidae
Source: the annotation of a GenBank genome assembly